Molecule: messenger RNA, 516 nt
Organism: Debaryomyces fabryi
Lineage: Eukaryota; Fungi; Ascomycota; Pichiomycetes; Serinales; Debaryomycetaceae
Exons: 2
Coding region: 1-516 (171 amino acids)
Source: RefSeq, a predicted model, not a curated record
AUGAGAUUUUGGGAAGCUCCGGAUAAACAGCUUCAUCCGAUAUUCACGAAAAGACCUAGUCUUGAGCAAACAUACUAUGAUGUCCUCAACCAGGAUAAUGUUGAAAUUGUCAAUGUCAAGGAUGAACCAAUUUUAGAAGUUACUAAUACCGGUUUAAUAACAUCAGAAAAGGAGUACGAAUUUGAUAUUAUUAUCUACGCUACAGGAUUUGAUGCAGUAACGGGUGGAUUUUACCAAAUUGACUUGACUGGCAAAGAUGGUAUCACUCUUCACAAAAAGUGGAAAGAUGGCAUGUACACCUACUUAGGCAUGACAAUUGCAGAUUUCCCUAACUUAUUCUUUCUUUAUGGUCCUCAAAGUCCGAGCGCGUUUUGUAAUGGUCCAACUUGUUGUUUGAUUCAAAGUGAAUGGAUUAGAGACAUAGUUGAUUAUACAAAAAAGCAUGAUUAUAAGUAUAUCGCUCCAAGGGAUGAGGCACAAUUUGACUGGAAAGAAUAUCAAUGCAGGUGCAAAUAA